AUGCGGGAUUCUUCCGGUCAACAAACAUCAUCGCCAGCGAAACCCUCCCACAGCGGGACCCAAAGGGCUGGCAGCGGGACCCAAAGGGCUGGCAGCGGGACCCAAAGGGCUGACAGCGGGACAAUGGGGCCAAACGGGCCCUCUGAUCCCAGCGGCCAGGGCUGGGCUGCAGACGGCACCAUCGCGACCAUACCUAUCAAUGAUGUGCACGGAGCUAUCGAUUACACAACCUUGAACUAUGACGGAGACGCGUGCUGCCCUGGCUCGGACGAAGAUGGCCUGCGCAAGGGCAGCCCCCCCACCCGGCCUGGUACUCCAUGGUCGUCCUCUCGCCAACACGCAGGCACCGGAACCUCAGGUCAAAUCGCCGGUCAGCUCAUGCCCAUCCUCGAGGAGGAGGAGGAGGAGGGGGUGGAUCCACCCCCUGUUUCUGCCGUUGGCAAGGAUACAGCGGACGACAAGGAAGCCUAG
Verticillium nonalfalfae is the source of this 471-nucleotide messenger RNA. RefSeq lists its product as uncharacterized. The record is from RefSeq and is a predicted model, not a curated record. The transcript has a single exon. Bases 1 to 471 code for a protein of 156 amino acids. NCBI's taxonomy places the organism in Eukaryota, Fungi, Ascomycota, Sordariomycetes, Glomerellales, Plectosphaerellaceae.